This is a messenger RNA of Closterium sp. NIES-65, 1509 nucleotides long. The record is from the annotation of a GenBank genome assembly. NCBI's taxonomy places the organism in Eukaryota, Viridiplantae, Streptophyta, Zygnematophyceae, Desmidiales, Closteriaceae.
AUGUGGAGUUUCGGGCGACAGAGGCCCGGCGCGUCGCAGGUCCUCCCAUGCGCGGCAGCGCUCGCCGCCUUCUUCGCGACGCUGCUCCUCGCCUCCGCCGCCGCCUUCUGGCUCGGCGCGCAGCCCGCGGCGGAGGCGCUCCUCCGCUCCCUCAUCGCGCCCUCCGCCGCUCACCCCGCGCCAAUAAGCGCGGAAGAGGAGCCUGGCGAAUCUAUUGAUGGCGAGCCUAUCAAUGGCAAGUCUUCCGAGGGCGAGUCUAUUGGUGGCGGAGCCACGCGGGGAACUGACGCUGCAGCAGCGUCCGCGUUUGGGAGUGAUUCGUUUCUGCUAGAGGAGAACGCGUCCGUGCCUCAAAUUUUGGAAUUUGACCUGAUCAAGACGUACCCGCACGACAGGAGGGCAUUCACCCAGGCAUGUUCCUGCAAGCAGUGGGUGGUGGGGUGCAAGGCGGUCGUUUCCAUUUCCGCCGUGCAUGCAAUCCCAGUCAUCUCAGGUCUGCUAUACAUGGACCAUGAAGCGAGUGGGGGGAGGGGGAGCGGCGAGGGGGUGUUUUAUGAGAGCACGGGGGAGUAUGGGCGGCAUCAUCCUGUGUUUCGGUCCUUCCUUCACCCUAUCCCCUCUUGUCUCGGUCCCCCUUGCCCCUGUCCCCUUUUGUCCCCAUUCCCUGGUGUUCCUGUUCCCCUUCUCCCCUUGCCCCUAUCCUCCUUCCCCAUGCACCCCCCCUUUUCUUCCCGCGUGCAGUCGACAGUGAGGGAGGUGGAUGUGGCCUCUGGUGAGGUGCUCAACAGCGUGCCUCAGAGCGCUGACGUUUUCGGCGAGGGCCUUGCACUGCGUGGCGACAGGCUGUACCAGUUGGCCUGGCGGGUACGGUCAGGUUUGGUGUACGACAGAGAGACACUGCGACCACAGGGUGAGAUAAAGGGAGGAAAAGGGAAGGGGGAUGGGUGGUGUUAUGGGUACGGGGAGCAGUUCUUGGAUCUCUGUCAUAUGUAUGAUCGUUCCUCCCGUUCCCUCAUAUCGCCUGGCAUCCCUGCUCUCCUGCUCACCCCGCUGCUUCCAGGCAGCUUCCAGCACGGCAUGGCGGAUGGGUGGGGCCUGGCAGUGCUCAACGGGUCGGUCAUGGUCGGCACAGACGGCUCCUCCACGCUCUUCCACCUCGACUCAUCAUCCUUCAAAGAUGAGAGCAGCUUUGAGGCGCCGCAAAGGCUAGAUGAGGCGAGUUUUGAGGCGCCUCAAAACUUGCACGGGUGGGGCCUGGCAGUGCUCAACGAGUCGGUUAUGGUCGGCACAGACGGCUCCUCCACUCUCUUCCACCUCGACUCCUCGUCUUUCAAAGCCGUGGCGCGCGUGACAGUGAAGGACGGAAAGAGGAGCAUACCGAAUCUGAACGAGCUGGAGGUGGUGAGGGGGCUCGUGUGGGCCAACGUGUGGCUCUCCAACUGCCUCGCCGCCAUCCACCCUGACACUGGCAAAGUGCUCGCGUGGCUGGACCUCUCUUCCCUGCAGUGA